AUGAUCCUUAACUUAGUAACACCUGAUGAGCUUGAGGAACAUUGUUAUUGGGGCAAUGAGGUUAAGCUCUAUGAGCACCAUGUAGACGCCCUAUUUGUCAUGUUCUGGCGCAAAAAACCAAACAUCAAGUACUAUGUAUGCACCAUCAUACAAGACAUUUGCCAAGCCAGUAUUUUCAGGUCCACUACACCAAAGAGAAUCCGAUGGACUACAUUAACCUGGAUGAUGAUACACCGAAGAUCAGGCUUGCUGACGGCAAUGUGCAUGAUGAUUGUCGCAUCAUGCUGUGAACUGACAAGAGGGCCACCAUCACCACCAACGUGUCAGAGUUCUGCCACCGUGCACACAUCCGCGAAGGAGACAUCUGCACCUUCCACUUCAAGGUCACCGAAAAUGCCGCCUUGCUCUCACCGUGCAUCGCCUCUAGACGCAUUAUCGACAAUGACAGAAGUCGCGUAUGAAUAUGAUCCAUCCAUGUACGGAGCUUAUGACGUACUGAAUCUUGCUUCUUCUUUUGGAUGUUGCAACAUGGUGCCUUUGAAUAGAUAG
Triticum turgidum subsp. durum (durum wheat) is the source of this 549-nucleotide messenger RNA. NCBI's taxonomy places the organism in Eukaryota, Viridiplantae, Streptophyta, Magnoliopsida, Poales, Poaceae. The record is from the annotation of a GenBank genome assembly.